Molecule: messenger RNA, 2292 nt
Organism: Prosopis cineraria
Lineage: Eukaryota; Viridiplantae; Streptophyta; Magnoliopsida; Fabales; Fabaceae
Product: protein PIGMENT DEFECTIVE 338, chloroplastic
Exons: 8
Coding region: 86-1672 (528 amino acids)
Biological process (GO): RNA stabilization
Molecular function (GO): RNA binding
Source: RefSeq, a predicted model, not a curated record
UCAGCCUUUGAACUAAAAAAAUAAUUUCUCUUCCCAUUGAAAAGAAAUUCUGGGCUCUCAUGCUUUGGGGCUGCUGGAUAAGAAAAUGCUAGUAAUCCUUCGUCCCUGCAAUUCUUGCUACUUUCCCGACUGUGCUGUACCUCCGAAGGCAAUCGGCGUUUCAAGCAACGUAUUGCUCAAGAAAGCAUAUCUUAAACCCUUACUAAAACCCCAAAAGUUCUCGUCUUUCGCCACUACUGGACUUUCCAAUACUUUCAGCUCUCUAAUUUCCCGAAAGCUUGCAUUUUGGAGCACACCCGGCGUCGCCUUUUGCUCAAAAAAUGGAGAAUCCGAUGGCUUUUCAAGUACCCAGCUGUCACAAGAGUCUGUUGGUGAUAUAAUUCAAGAACCCGAAAAGCUUGGGUUGCUUAACAAGCCUUCCCCGCUUCCUGAUAAGAAUGGGUCGCCUUCAGAAGUGGAUAUGGAAUCAGGGAAGUCAGCUAAAGAUGAGGAGGAGGCUUUGGCGCCAUUUAUGAAGUUCUUCAAGGGAAGUGAUUCUGUGGAGGAAGCAAAAGAGGAAGGAGGGGUAUCAGAAGUUUCCGAGGAGAAGAUUCGUGUAGGAGGCGUAAAUGAAGAAACUAAGAAGAUUAAUGUUGAAUAUUAUGAACCCAAACCAGGGGAUUUUGUAGUAGGUGUUGUUGUUUCAGGUAAUGAAAAUAAGCUCGAUGUUAAUGUGGGGGCUAACUUUCUAGGUACGAUGUUGACAAAGGAGGUGCUUCCUUUGUACGGUAAAGAAAUUGAAUACUUGUUAUGUGAUUUAAAUAAGGAUUCUGAGAAAUUCAUGGUUCCUGGGAAGAUGGGGCUUGUGAAGGACGAUGAUGUUAUAAGUGGGAUACCUCCGCCAGGAAGACCUGUCGUUGAGGUUGGAACCAUUUUGUUUGCUGAGGUUCUUGGUAGGACGCUUAGUGGUCGGCCAUUGCUUUCUACAAGACGGCUCUUUCGCAGGAUGGCUUGGCAUAGAGUGAUGCAGAUAAAACAGCUCAAUGAACCUAUUGAGGUUAGAAUUACAGAGUGGAAUACUGGGGGCCUACUAACAAGGAUUGAGGGUUUGCGAGCUUUCCUUCCCAAAGCAGAGCUCAUGAAGAGAGUGAAUAGCAUUUCUGAGUUGAAAGAUUAUGUGGGACACCAAAUGUCUGUACAAAUAAGUCGUGUUGAUGAAGCUACAAACAACUUGAUACUCAAUGAACGGGAAGCUUGGGAAAAGCUAUAUCUUCGGGAGGGAACACUUCUAGAUGGGACUGUGAAGAAGAUAUUUCCAUAUGGAGCCCAAGUAAGAAUAGGAGAAACUAACAGGAGCGGGUUGCUGCAUGUUUCAAAUAUCACUCGAGCUGAAGUUACUGCCGUCAGUGACAUACUUUCUGUAGAUGAGAAGGUUAAAGUUUUGGUGGUGAAAUCAUUGUUUCCUGAUAAAAUUUCUUUAAGCAUUGCAGACCUUGAAAGUGAACCUGGCCUAUUUCUAUCAAACAAAGAGAGAGUGUUUGAAGAAGCUAAAAUGAUGGCAAAGAAGUACAAGGAAAAGCUGCCUCCUUCUGUGACUCGUCAACGGUCAGAUCCUCCACCAACAAGUUCCCUGCCUUUUGAAAAUGAAACACUUUAUGCAAACUGGCACUGGUUUCAAUUUGAAAAGGAAUGAUUACACCAGGUUGAUCCUUAGGGCAUGUUUGGAUUAAAGAUAAUGGAGAAAAAGGAAAUGGGAGGGAGAUUUUAAUUUAGACAUUUUCUUUCUCUUCUACUCCUUACCCUUUAUCUUAUCCUUACAUCACUCAUCUCAAUCCAAACACAUCUUCAAGCUCAAAACUAUCUUCCAAUGGAAUCUGAGAAGAGAGGACUUGACAUGAGGAACACACUCUUAUGGAAAAGCUUUUGAUGAGGCCAUUGUUCUCCUAAUGGAUCAAAGUUACUUUGCCAUGCAUCAUCACAUUCACAUAGAGAGCUCAAGCCUCCUUAUUCCUUAACAUGUGGUGAAAGGAUGAGUGUUUCUGGUUUGGCUUUCCUUUCACCCCCCGGUAUCGGCUGCUUUGUUUCUGGCUAGACUCUGUAAAUCUUGAUGUAAAUUAUGAUUAGACAUCGGACUUUACCCUAAAAUUGUAAUCCUGUUAUCAUGAGUUACAUCUUGUUUUUGUAGGAUGAAACCCUAGUUUAUUGAUCUGGAUUGUGUAAUUCUAUACCCUUGAGUUUUAGUUUACAUGCCUUUGCCUGAAUAUGGAAUAAAGGAAGAUGUGAAAAAUGAUAAUGGAAGUGAGUCAGAUCAAA